Molecule: messenger RNA, 4548 nt
Organism: Hemibagrus wyckioides
Lineage: Eukaryota; Metazoa; Chordata; Actinopteri; Siluriformes; Bagridae
Gene: atp1a1b
Product: ATPase Na+/K+ transporting subunit alpha 1b
Exons: 22
Coding region: 157-3228 (1023 amino acids)
Biological process (GO): intracellular potassium ion homeostasis; potassium ion import across plasma membrane; proton transmembrane transport
Cellular component (GO): membrane
Molecular function (GO): ATP hydrolysis activity; P-type sodium:potassium-exchanging transporter activity; ATP binding
Source: RefSeq, a predicted model, not a curated record
GUUUCUUCUAGCGCUUGCUGUGCAGAGGAGCGGCUGUUUAAGUGUGUCACUUUAUUUUAAUUGCAAUAAGAGCGAGUCCUGGGAGCUGAGCCAGGCAGCGGAGAACUACACAAAGACAUCCAAGAAAGUUGGGACUUCAGCGGGUGACACGCAAAGAUGGGACGCGGAGAAGGAGGGCGAGAUCAAUAUGAUCUGGCAGCAACCUCAGAGCAAAGUGGGAAGAAAAAGAACAAGAACAGAAAAGAUAUGGAUGAGCUGAAAAAGGAAGUGGAUUUGGAUGAUCACAAGCUGAGCUUAGAUGAGCUUCAUCGUAAAUAUGGCACAGACUUGAACAAGGGUCUUACAUCUGCACGUGCACAAGAAAUCCUUGCCCGUGACGGCCCCAAUGCCCUCACUCCUCCACCUACCACACCAGAGUGGGUGAAGUUCUGUAAGCAGAUGUUUGGAGGCUUCUCCAUGCUGCUGUGGACUGGUGCAGUUCUCUGCUUCCUUGCUUAUGGUAUUCAAGCAGCAAUGGAAGAUGAACCAGCCAAUGACAAUCUGUAUCUGGGAGUUGUGCUUUCAGCUGUUGUCAUCAUCACUGGUUGCUUCUCGUACUACCAAGAAGCCAAGAGCUCGAAAAUCAUGGACUCCUUCAAGAACCUAGUUCCCCAGCAAGCUCUGGUUAUCCGGGACGGUGAGAAAAAGCACAUAAAUGCUGAGGAUGUGGUGCUGGGUGAUUUGGUGGAGGUAAAAGGUGGAGACAGGAUCCCGGCAGAUGUUCGAAUCAUUUCUGCACAUGGUUGCAAGGUGGACAACUCAUCUCUUACCGGAGAGUCAGAACCUCAGACUCGUUCUCCAGAUUUCUCCAAUGAUAACCCUCUGGAGACCAGGAAUAUCGCUUUCUUCUCUACCAACUGUGUGGAAGGCACUGCGCGCGGUAUCGUCAUCAGCACUGGCGAUCGUACUGUCAUGGGCCGAAUUGCCACACUUGCGUCUGGUCUCGAGGUGGGCAGGACGCCCAUCUCUAUUGAAAUUGAGCACUUCAUCCACAUCAUAACAGGCGUGGCUGUAUUUCUUGGACUUUCCUUCUUCAUCCUUUCUCUUAUCUUGGGCUACAGCUGGCUUGAAGCAGUCAUCUUCCUCAUUGGGAUCAUUGUGGCUAAUGUGCCUGAAGGUCUUCUCGCUACUGUUACUGUGUGUCUCACAUUAACAGCAAAACGCAUGGCAAAGAAGAACUGCCUAGUGAAGAACCUUGAGGCUGUGGAAACCCUGGGUUCCACUUCAACUAUCUGCUCAGACAAGACUGGAACCCUGACACAGAACCGCAUGACUGUUGCACACAUGUGGUUUGACAACCAGAUCCAUGAAGCUGACACCACAGAAAACCAGAGCGGAACCAGCUUUGAUCGGAGCUCAGCCACCUGGACCUCCCUGGCACGCAUUGCUGGUCUUUGUAAUAGGGCUGUUUUCUUAGCAGAGCAAACUGAUGUUCCUAUUUUAAAGAGAGAUGUUGCUGGAGAUGCCUCAGAGUCUGCUCUCCUGAAGUGUAUUGAACUUUGUUGUGGAUCUGUAAAAGAAAUGAGGGACAAAUAUACAAAAGUGGCAGAAAUCCCCUUCAACUCCACUAAUAAAUACCAGCUCUCAGUGCACAAGAACCCAGAUUCUGCGUCAGAUUCCAAAUACUUACUUGUAAUGAAAGGAGCACCAGAGAGAAUACUAGACCGCUGCAGCACCAUAAUGAUACAAGGGAAAGCUCAGCCCCUGGACGAGGACAUGAGAGAAGCUUUUCAGAAUGCUUACCUGGAACUGGGAGGGCUUGGAGAGAGAGUUCUGGGAUUUUGCCACUUCUUCUUGCCUGAGGAACAAUUUCCAGAGGGCUUCCAGUUUGAUACAGAUGACACAAACUUUCCUACUGAGAAUCUUUGCUUUGUUGGUCUCAUGUCCAUGAUUGAUCCUCCACGUGCAGCAGUGCCAGAUGCUGUGGGAAAAUGCAGGAGUGCUGGUAUUAAGGUUAUAAUGGUCACUGGUGACCAUCCAAUCACUGCGAAGGCUAUUGCCAAAGGUGUUGGAAUUAUCUCUGAGGGCAAUGAGACUGUUGAAGACAUUGCUGCACGCUUGAACAUUCCUAUCAAUGAAGUCAAUCCAAGAGAUGCUAAAGCAUGCGUGGUCCACGGUGGAGAUCUUAAAGACCUUAGUUCAGAACAGCUAGAUGACAUCCUAAAAUACCACACAGAGAUAGUAUUUGCUAGAACCUCACCACAGCAGAAACUGAUCAUUGUUGAAGGGUGUCAGCGCCAGGGAGCCAUUGUGGCUGUUACAGGUGAUGGUGUGAAUGAUUCUCCAGCUUUAAAGAAAGCUGAUAUUGGGGUUGCUAUGGGCAUUGCUGGCUCAGAUGUAUCCAAGCAGGCUGCUGACAUGAUCCUUCUUGACGACAACUUUGCAUCAAUUGUGACUGGAGUAGAAGAAGGCCGACUGAUCUUCGACAACCUGAAGAAGUCCAUUGCAUACACUCUGACCAGUAACAUCCCAGAGAUCACACCUUUUCUGCUCUUCAUCAUUGCAAACAUCCCUCUGCCACUGGGAACUGUCACCAUUCUAUGUAUUGACCUCGGAACAGACAUGGUCCCAGCUAUUUCCCUGGCAUAUGAAGCUGCUGAGAGUGAUAUCAUGAAGAGACAGCCCAGAAACCCUAAAACAGACAAGCUAGUAAAUGAAAGACUCAUUAGUAUUGCGUAUGGCCAAAUAGGUAUGAUACAGGCGCUAGCUGGCUUCUUCACGUAUUUUGUUAUCCUGGCUGAAAACGGGUUCCUGCCAGCAAGACUACUUGGAAUCCGUGUGUAUUGGGAUGAUAAAUAUGUUAAUGAUCUUGAGGACAGCUAUGGGCAGCAGUGGACAUAUGAACAGAGAAAGAUUGUGGAGUUCACCUGCCACACUGCCUUCUUCACCAGCAUUGUGGUUGUGCAGUGGGCUGACCUGAUCAUCUGCAAGACCAGGAGGAACUCUGUCUUCCAGCAAGGAAUGAAGAAUAAAAUCCUCAUAUUUGGACUGUUUGAGGAAACUGCUCUUGCCGCAUUCUUGUCUUACUGCCCAGGGAUGGAUGUGGCUCUGAGAAUGUAUCCGCUCAAACCCAACUGGUGGUUCUGCGCUUUCCCAUACUCUCUCCUCAUCUUUAUCUAUGAUGAAAUGAGAAAGCUCAUCAUCAGGCGCUAUCCUGGAGGCUGGGUGGAGAGAGAGACAUACUAUUAAAACCUCAUAUCAACAGAACUUGAGUGUAUUUGUUUAGAGUUCUGAUAGUUUGCUACUCUGGAUUUUAACCUCUUUCCCUCUAAAUAUGUUUUUUAACCAAUUUUCUUACCAUCUUUUAACUGUAAUGCGAAUAAACAAUGAAUGUAGACCCAUUUCAUUCUUUUAAAAUACUUAGCAAUCUUUGGUCUUUUUAUUCUAUAUUUAGGAAUGCAUUCUGUAUGUCUUGUGACACACUUAAACUGGAUGGUUCUUAGAAUCUGAUCAACAGUGAAAGAUGAGAAAAAUGGAAGGAAGUGGUAGCUUGGAUACCCUCAAGCAGCUCUAAAGUAUUUCAUUUGUAGAGAGGAAGUACAUUGUGGGAACCAGGGUUAGCCUGCACUGGAGGUGUUUCAAUUCUCCAUGACAACAUGGUCCCUUUUAUUGGCUUUGUUCAUUUGUCCAUUCAUUCCUUCAAGCCUCUUUUAUGUGUAAAGGCUAUUUAAAUGCAAGACCGCUGUGUUAUUCUUUCUUCUUUUUUUUUUUUGGAGAGUCAGUUAUACACAAGGAGACAAUCAGUGAUGAAUUGGUAUUGUCCAAAUACACGUAAUGAUGCACAUAUUAAAUUAGUGAAUUUAUGGUUUUAUACACACUAUCAUUAUUUGUCAUCACUUGAGGUGAAACACAAAUGAUUAAAUGUCUUAGAGAGGGUGAGAUAAUGCAUUCAAGGGCCCAGUAGCUCAGCUGAGGCUAUCUCCAACUUACCACCCACCAUCAAACUCUGCCAGAAUUUCCCAUGCUUCAUUAGAAUGAAUUAAUGGGGAGAAAAUGGUGUCAUUGAGUAGUCAAGCUCUGGGCUUUGAUUAAUUGUUUCUUUACUGUGAGAUGAGCCUAACAAAAUAUUACACCACAAGGGAAGGAUUCUAAUGCACUGAAUGUAAUAUAUUUUUAAAUAUCCAUGGACUCAUUGACUUUUUUUUCUCCUAAUGUGUCAAACAAGACACAUUAACUUUUAGCACAGAGAGCUGAGUCUCCAGCUCAUAGCCUUCUUCUGUUCCAAGAUGCUUGAAUUGGGCUUUAGUUGAAUUGAGAAUGUGACUUGGCAGGAGCAGCUUUUGUGCAGUUGAGUGAAAAUGGGGUGCUUGUUGGGCUGAAAGAGCCCCCAGCUCUGGGGCCCAGCAUGUGAUGCCAUGGAUGAAUUCUAGGCCACUUGUGACUUAUGUAAUGUCAGGGUCUUUAUACACCUGUGUUUGUAAAUAGUCAAAAUUUUGGCAGAUGAAUAGAAUUUAGGCCUCAGUCGCAAAUGAGUUAUUAUAGCAGUGCAUUAAAAAAAUCAUACAAACC